UGCCUCCUGAGACAUGCGCUUUCGAUUUAAGCACGAUUCAGCAUCAACUGUGUGCACUUGUGCACGAUGUAGCCAAGAUCGUGGAAGAUGAUACUUUGACACCACCUUACAUCAUUGAUCUAGGCGCGUACUCGUGGAAUGAGGAGAAAUUCCCAACCAGCGCAGCACACCUGCAGACGAUGUCUGACACCCCAAUUUCCGGCCGAUGGCCCAGCCAUAAUUCAGACGCCGGCCGACAAAUAGUCAUUCAACAUAAUAUCCAAUCUCCAGCUAAUUCUGCGAGUGUUAAUUUUCCUGAAAGUCACUUUUUGGCCAACGUCGGGGGUGUCUUGAUAAACUUUGUAUUCUUGCCUGAAAGGCACCUGGACCAGGAGCUUGACUCCGUACAUGUUAUUGGGUGCACUCACCGCUUUACUUGGGAAUCACUUCAUGCAUGCGAUCAAGAGCUUGUGGAGUCCAGGAAGAUAGUACUUUCAGAUAAUGGUCGACCGAAACGGUAUGAGCUCCUGCAAGAAGAGGAAGGGCGGUUCAAGGGCAAGGUCCAGUGGAAAAGGGAUGGGACCACCGAUACGAACAGCAAUAUUUUCGAGAAUCGAGCGAGCGAGACGGACAACGUUCGACCCAAAGAUGAAGGCGUAGGUCAUAACGUCGAUAUACAUGGUGACGAGGGAAACGAGAACGAUGAUAAUGAGAACGAAGGUAAUGAGGAGAAGCCGGAGGACGGACGCCCAGAGGAGAAUCCUUCCGACGAACAAGAUAGUGAACAGGAGUUGAUUCCACCAACUGAUCGCAACUCUUGGUCGCUAUCAAUUAUUCUAUUUAUGACUAGUUCUGUCUUGAUCAUUGGAACGAGGUUGUUCUAUGCCCGAUUGCGGGGGCUGCUCAGGUCACGCCUGAAACCAAAUCGCUUUCGCGUUGGUGAAACCAUGCUCUUGCGCUGGGCGCGUGAAGAUAUGAACUUCGAUGACGAGGAAGAGGAUACCAUGGUCAACGGGAGCAAUGGUGUCAUCGCAGGCGAGGAUAUUCCAUUGAAACCUAGUCCUAGAAAGAACUUCAUCAUCCAGUACGGUAGUGCGCAAUGAUGUCAAAUGACCAAGAAAUUUCGAACCAUGCCAGGG
Messenger RNA from Suillus clintonianus, 1118 nucleotides. RefSeq lists its product as uncharacterized. The record is from RefSeq and is a predicted model, not a curated record. The transcript has 6 exons. Bases 180 to 1082 code for a protein of 300 amino acids. Lineage: Eukaryota; Fungi; Basidiomycota; Agaricomycetes; Boletales; Suillaceae.